Messenger RNA from Mercurialis annua (annual mercury), 1817 nucleotides. RefSeq names its product pentatricopeptide repeat-containing protein At2g30780-like. The coding region runs from base 190 to 1464 and encodes 424 amino acids. Gene Ontology annotation, molecular function: mRNA binding; protein binding. The record is from RefSeq and is a predicted model, not a curated record. Lineage: Eukaryota; Viridiplantae; Streptophyta; Magnoliopsida; Malpighiales; Euphorbiaceae. The transcript has 2 exons.
GGAUUCUCGUAAAUUUUUUUGCUUGAUUGAGUUGAGUUUACCCACCGUUUCUGACUUUGGAGCCUCGAUCUACAAACUCAAUGAAGUUGCUAAAAACUUUCAAAACGCGAAGUUGAUUGGCGUUUCAGUUCAUCGGCCAAAAGAACAAGUCCAACUUCGGCCUUUGCUGUGCAGCUGUAGUUGUUAUUAAUGGCGGUUACUGGAGCAAGGAGGAUUUUAUCAGUAAGUAACAGUCCACGAAUAAUCCCUAAUUAUUGCAACUCAAAAAUACGCACCAUUUUUACCAAUAAUAACCCUUCUGGUUCUGGUUCUAAUCCUCUGUUACUGAAUUUGCUGAAUGUACCCAACUCCCAAAUCAAAUCAACUCUCGACCAUUCUUCUUCUUCACUCUCUGACUUUGUUUCAUUGGAUUCCCUCGUCACCGCCCUUACUUCAUCUUCCUCUCCUCACAAAGCUCGCUUGGUUUUAGAGUGGAGACUGGAUUGUAUGCUCAAGCAAAAUCAGAUGGAUCAUGUUCAUUGCUCCCAUUUAAUCUCUCUUUGUGCAAAGGUUCAAAAUGUUUCACUAGCUCUCCAGGUUUUUUCUUCUAUGGAGGCUACCGGAGUUAAACCCAAUACUACCCUUUUCAAUUCCCUUAUACACGCUUGUUUCUCGUCCGCGUCUACUGUCUUGACUGCCCUUAGUUUGUUUGAGAUUAUGCAAACUUCUGAGAUUUACAAACCCAAUUCUCAGACUUAUGAUGCUUUUAUACUAGGGUUUUCGAGUUUACUAGAUGUUGAUAAAAUGCAAGCUUGGUUUGCGGCAAAAACGGCUGUGGGGUUCUCUGCAAAUUCGCAAAAUUAUGAAUGUCUCAUUUCUACCUGUGUAAGGACUAAAGAUUUUGAUAAAGCUGAUAGGUUAUACGAUGAAAUGAUGUCUGUGGGAGUUAUUCCUAGUGAACCCGUAUUUGAAUGGGUCCUUGAAGGGCUUUGUCAACGGAGGAACUGUGAGCGAGUUGGGCAGUUUUUGAAUUUUCUCGUGGAAUGUAGGUUUCAGAUCACGGGGAAUAUGAUUGAGAAGAUUGUAAAAGUGUAUACUGAACUUGAGAAAGUUGAUGAAAUGGAAAAACUACUAGAAAAUUUGACUGAGUUGAAUCAAGCUGGUGAAGCUUUGUUGUGGUUACAUUGUGGGAUUAUAAGAUUUUAUGCCAAUGCUGAUAGAUUGGAUGAUGCUGAAUACUCUGUAGGGAGGAUGAUGAGUGCAGGGAUGUUAUUUAGAUGUUCGGAUGAUAUUGAGAAGGUUAUCUCUUCGUAUUUCAGGAACGAAGCUUAUGACAGACUAGACGUGUUUUUGGAACAUGUUAAAGGUUACCAGAAACUCGAGAGGUCAACUUAUGAUUUGUUAGUUGCUGGAUAUCGAAGAGCUGGUCUGGCAGAUAAGUUGGAUAUGGUUGUGCAGGAUAUGAAAUUGGCUGGAUUUUUGUAGUUUCUUGACAUGGUUAUGCUAACAAAUAAAUUUUAUAUCGUCUUAAAAGCCAAGCCCUCGUGUGAAGUGUUGAAUUCGGAUAAACUGAAGUUUCGGAAGCAGUAAUUAAGAAAUGACAAGCAUAUGAAGAAGCUUCAUCUAGCUACCUUAGUGUUGACACUUGCAGAGGAUAGAUAGAACAGAGGAGGAAAAUUGCUUAUGAUACCUUUGUCAUUUAAUGAAGUACCAGUGAAUUGCUAGUUAAAUAGUGGCAUCCCUAACACAUUUGUACUCUUCUUUUUACUUGCAUUCCACUAGGGUUUAUAUGUAAUCGAAUUCGAAUUUGAAGAGAAUAUAAAAAUACUGGCUUCAAA